AAAGACAGCGUGCUCGUAACUUCAAGUGGUGGAGCAGUAAAGAGUGCCGGCCAUGACAGUGACGUACACGGCCGAGGUAGCCACAUCCAAGGGUUUCGGAUGCUUCUGGAGGUUGCUUCUCAGGUGGCGGGGCAGUAUAUACAAGCUAGUGUGGCCGGACCUAUGCGUCUAUUUGAUCGCCUACUACGUGCUCAAUCUUCUCUACAGGUUUGCGCUCAGCGAUGACAACAAAUUGUUCUUCGAACAAGUGUGCGUCUACUGCGGCAACUUUGCCGACUUGAUUCCGGUGUCGUUCGUGCUCGGGUUCUACGUGUCGGUGGUGGUCAAGCGCUGGUGGGACUGCUUCACCGCCAUCCCGUGGCCCGACUCGCUAGCCUUCUUCGUCAGCACCUUCUUGCAUGGACAGGACGAACGUGGUCGGCUGAUGCGUCGCACCAUCAUGCGCUACGCCAACCUGUCUUCCAUCAUCACCCUGCGCUGCAUCAGCCCACCCGUCAAGAAGCGCUUCCCGACACUGGACCACCUCGUCGACGCUGGGCUGUUGCUUGGCAACGAGCGGGAGGUGUUCGAGCAGCUGAAGACAAACCACUCGACGUACUGGAUGCCUCUGGUGUGGGCUUCAAGCAUCGCUUCGCGGGCACGAAAGGAGGGACGCAUAAGGGACGACUUCGCGCUGAAGACAGUCGUCGAUGAGAUCGCCCGCUAUCGAAGUAACUGUGGCAGCUUGUUCAACUACGACUGGAUCAGCAUACCCCUCGUAUACACUCAGGUGACGACACUGGCGGUGUACACGUUCUUCCUGGCGACGUUGUUCGGAAGUCAGUGCCUCAACCCGGAGGCCGGUUAUAAGGGACACGAGAUCGACCUGUACGUGCCCAUAUUCAACUUCCUACGGUUCUCCUUCUACAUGGGCUGGCUCAAGGUAGCGGAAACUCUAGUGAAUCCUUUCGGCGAAGAUGAUGACGACUUCGAGAUGAACUACGUUAUCGACAGAAACGUUCAGGUGUCGUACCUCGUGGUGGACGAGAUGCACCAGAACCACCCGGAGCUGCUCAAAGAUCAAUACUGGAACGAAGUGCUCGCACCGGAACUGCCUUACACGCUGGCGUCGAGCAGAUUCUACUGCUUUCCUCACCAGGGUUCCACCGCGUGUAUGAUAAUUCCACCUGGACAGGCAAGCGUGGUGUCCCGGGAAAAGCUGGCGGGGACGCCCCAAAGAAUUGAGAAGCAUCAGGGGCCCGAGGAUGGCGAUAGCCGUUCUACGCUACGUGGCCGUCCCGUUCCGAAACCCGGUGCUGCAUCUCGUCGUGGCAGCUCGACCUGGCGAUGGCCGGCUGCGCCUAGCUGGGCUGGAAGGCUGGGCAGGCUUGUCGGUAGGAGGGACUCGACCACCACACGGGCCUCCGAGGUGACCUCCAUGCGAAGUGACGAAGACAGCGUUCGAAGGACCAACAGGAGGCCACCCUUCUCCCCAGAAACAGGCUCAGUCAACAGCCGGGCAUCGACGGCGCCCGCUUCGCCUCGGCCCUUGUCCGCUGAGCAGGACGAGGACAUAUUUCGUUUGUCGGACCUAUUCUUGGCUGGCUCUCGGGCCCAGUCAUCACCAGCAGAGGCUUCCUGUAGGGCAUCACGAGAGGGUUCAGCCAUUGGAGUUAGUCCUGGUGUGAACGAGGCGCAUGACUUGUCGAGUGGCAACGAGGGAAAUAUAGCUAGAUCCUCAUCCACUGAACCAUCUACUGUGCUCUACAUGGACGCCGGUUCAUCGGCUGACGAAGUGGCGGGGCACAGCGAUCUGGAAGAAGAUCCGCAGACUCCUUUUAUGGAGACACCACUAAAUGACAACGCUAUUCGCCUACCGUCCAGCCUCCCGUCGAAGUCAUUGUCCAAGGCGCUGCCCAUUCCGUCCUCCGGCCCAAAGAGGCCUCACGAUCAUGUCGCGUACGCUACCGCGCACACCAGAAGAGACUAUGUUAGAUCGGGCGGCACCAGGCAAUCAGCCUCCGUGACCACACGUCAAUACCCGGCGAUGCACAGAAACUCAAGAGAAGGCUUAGUCAGUCUUCGGCCAAACAGCCCGCCACCGUGUUUGCCAGAGAGCGGGAACAAUACAGACAGGACUAUCGUGUCGUUGGCAGUGACGUUUAACACGUAAUUGCCUGUUUGUUCUUGCAAACUGAGGUCUUCAUUGGUGACAGCUUUCACAGCGAACGGCAGCUGUCACGUUGAUGAAGGGUCCAUCUUGUUCUAAGUUUAUCUAAGUCAGAAAUAAGAAGGUCUAAGUUUGAUCCUGACGGCAUUCUUCUUUAUUGCGAGGAUAGGUUGUCCACUAAAAGGCUGAUGCUAUAUUUGCAACACCGUAUAUCUACAUUUGACUCACGGUGUAAAGACAACGUCGGUGCGACCAAGCAUCAGCAAAGGCGUUAUCUAUGGCGUUCAGAGAAGGAGGUUCAUGCCUACCCCGUCCCCCUGGGACGCAUGCCUCGGCAUCCCAAAUUAGCAGCUGCGCUAGUGCUCAGGGCAUGUGGAGCGAUGCUGCAACGAUCCUUGCGCAGACUUUUAAUUCGGGAUAACAAACAACGUGAAAUACUCAUUUUGGGUUCAUCACUUCAGCCACACAGUUAGCGUGACAAAUCAGCAACUCUGUUACGUGCCUCUGCGUUGUUUAUCCACUGCACUUGAUUUGGGUGGCUAUUCCCGCUUUCCUGGUCGUUGCUCGUUGCCAGCUGUCGAUGCGGAGCUACGAUCGUCAAAUCUUGUCUUUUAGAUUUUGUCGUUCGAACAUUUAGAUUCAGCCACAGAAUAACAUCUCCCGUAAGAAAGUGCUUGUGCAGAUAAGGUUGGCAAGCUGUAGGCGAGGUCCAAGAGAGGCGCUACCUUAACAAAUAAAAAAGGAACUUUGCGUACGUUUGUUCCUCAUUACUAUGUGUAUGCUUUCUCACGUUGCAGGUAGUUCGUCCAUAAAACUGUGAGCGUGGGAUCAAGGGCAGCGUGUGAGGACGAACCACACAACACGAACAUCAUAAUCUUAAAUGCGCCAUGGCGUGAGAUUGACGUGAUAAUCGAUUUCGCGUGCACAUUUUGUGCAUUUUUGCAUACUUAGAUGAUGUAACCAGAGCACAUGUUUGUAAGAGUUCGUGUUUUGUGGUUCUCUUUCAUAUACAAAUCACCAACUACCUACUCAAACACCUGGCAUCACAUUUGCGGUGUAUCUUUUAGCAUUGUGCAGGCAUGUAGAUGGCACCAGUAGAUCAUUGAAAUAUUUUACUGGAGGGGCACAUAUUGUGUCUCGAUAUCGCGGUCGUCUAAAACUGCUCGUAAAUUAGGGGGUGUUACAACUGGUAGCAGUAAUGAACCCAAGUGGAGCAAUGAUUAGCUGCAACUUAAUCCCCUCCCCCUCCCUAAACAGAUACUACGUCGUGGGUCGUUAUGUAAUUUUUCAUGGGCUUGACCCUAAAUCAUCACGCUCAGCCUGAUUACGCCCCAGUAUGGCGAAUGUUUCGCCAACCUGUCCGGUGAUGUGCAUGCAAGAUGCGGCCAAGUUAUUCCUGCAAACUUCUCAAUAUCACCAGACCAUUUCACUUUUUGCCAAUUCCUGCCACGCUCGUCAGUCGGUGAUGAGGGAAAACCUUCGUUCAGUUCGCUUUCCAUUUCACGUUUUUUUUUGGUUGUCCUUUAUUAACAUGGCGCCGCCCACCGGGGGUACCCUGCCCCAGUUAAUUUGUUUUUCUUGAAUUCGAUUAAUAUGUCAUUUACCCGCAUUUGUUCUGUAACGCACUGUGGUCUUGUCUCAUCCCUUAGCGUAGUACCUAUCACCUUACUUGCUAUAGUUCACAGAGCCGUUCUCAGUUUAAAUCUAGGGCAUGUUUUUAUGUGUUGUUCUUGCGUCAGAACGAGAAAGUUUAGGGCACGACAUUACAGAAUCUCCAGCUUUUCGCAGUCAGUCAUACCAUCCCCAAGAAGGAAAACAUUUAGAGUUUAUUAAAAGCAAAUUAACUGACACUCCGAACUGCAUACUGAAUUCUUAGGGAAUAGCAAAUUAGGGUUUAGGGAAUAACAAGGCUCAUUGGAACAUUUUAAUUUAGAUAAAAUGGUAGGUGUCUACUUUUAAGUAGACACCGAAUCGGUACUAUGGCUGAGGACUCUCUUUAUUGUCGAGGCUGUGAUUUACACACAGAGAAGUGCUAAUGAUUGUGAUGUGUUGGUGCAGAUAAAACGCAUGCAUAGGCCGAUGUUCUGGUCUUUGCGUUGCGUCUUGUAUAGUUGGCCAAAACUUUAACUAUUGUGCGCAGCGGCCACUCUUUUGUCUGUCAGCGCCAUAUUAUGGAGCGAAGUUACAUGAAAAUGCUUCGCGAGUAUGUGCUUAGCGAGUAUGUGCUUCAUGAGCAUAAACUUGUUCUUGAUUCAACUAAAACUUGAUUCAGUCGUAUGGCAAGAAUACACAGACAACGAUUGCCACUCAUGCACGAUAGGUAAAGAUUUGCCCGACUGCACACUUGUUUCAGGUGCGUAGACAAAGGAAAUAUGCUUACGCGCAAUGUCGGCCAACACACCUACUCGAAGAAAGUCAAGCAUAUUCGAAUGAAGGCAUAUGAAAGUCAUCAAGAAGCAAUAUCACCUAAAUACUAAGAAUGCUAAUCUCGGGGCAAAGUCUUACCUCCUUGGUGAAAUUCGUGUAAACUAGAUGUGUAUCGAAUAAUAGCUGUUGUCCCGAAACGAAGCUUGCUUACGGUGACUGUGAUAGAGAGAGUUUGCAGUGUUGAAUCACAAGACAACCAAGUGCUUGUUCUUGUAUGAGUACGCCACAGUGACACGUUGCGAUAAUAAAAGUGAUUCUAAUUC
Molecule: messenger RNA, 4839 nt
Organism: Rhipicephalus microplus (southern cattle tick)
Lineage: Eukaryota; Metazoa; Arthropoda; Arachnida; Ixodida; Ixodidae
Product: bestrophin-2
Molecular function (GO): chloride channel activity
Source: RefSeq, a predicted model, not a curated record